Malania oleifera is the source of this 3660-nucleotide messenger RNA. RefSeq lists its product as uncharacterized. Gene Ontology annotation, molecular function: oxoglutarate dehydrogenase (succinyl-transferring) activity; thiamine pyrophosphate binding. Gene Ontology annotation, cellular component: mitochondrion; oxoglutarate dehydrogenase complex. Lineage: Eukaryota; Viridiplantae; Streptophyta; Magnoliopsida; Santalales; Ximeniaceae. The transcript has 9 exons. Gene Ontology annotation, biological process: tricarboxylic acid cycle. The coding region runs from base 236 to 3298 and encodes 1020 amino acids. The record is from RefSeq and is a predicted model, not a curated record.
UUUUUUGAAAUUUUAGGUGGUCUCUUAUUACCUCCCUCAGUGAUUUUGUCACUAAUAUAAUGAGGAAAACGGACGACGGAGGAAAAUGGUGAGGAAGAAACAAUUUUAUGACCUUCCAGAAUAUAUAUUUUGUGGGAAGAAAGGUCCGACGGCCGCGUGCUCUCCCUCUGACGAAUCCAUGUCAAUGCUUUUGCUUUAGGGUUUCUGCGUCUCCUUCAAGCACUCAGAAAUAGCUAUGGCAUGGUUUAGAGCUGGUUCCAGUUUAGCGAAGCUUGCUGUUAGGAGAACUCUAUCUCAGGCUGGAUCAUACACCUCAAGAACACUGAUCCUUCCUUCGCAUAAUCGUUAUUUUCAUACUACAGUCUUUAGAUCAAAGGCACAAGCUGCACCUGUCCCUCGGCCUGUGCCCCUCUCUAGGCUAACUGAUAGCUUCUUAGAUGGGACAAGCAGUGUCUACCUAGAGGAGUUACAAAGGGCUUGGGAAGCUGACCCAAGUAGUGUUGAUGAGUCGUGGGACAAUUUCUUUAGAAAUUUUGUUGGCCAAGCUGCCACAUCCCCUGGAAUUUCGGGCCAAACUAUACAAGAGAGCAUGCGUUUGUUGUUGCUUGUGCGAGCAUACCAGGUUAGUGGUCACAUGAAAGCUAAGUUGGAUCCUUUGGGUCUUGAACAACGGCAAAUUCCUGAGGAUUUGGACCCUGGUCUUUAUGGAUUCACAGAAGCUGAUCUUGAUCGGGAAUUUUUCCUCGGGGUUUGGAAGAUGGCUGGGUUUUUGUCUGAGAAUCGUCCUGUGCAGACCCUUAGAGCAAUACUGACCCGUCUUGAGCAGGCAUACUGUGGGAGCAUUGGAUAUGAGUACAUGCACAUUCAAGAUCGGGAGAAAUGUAACUGGUUGAGAGACAACAUUGAAACCCCCACACCAAGACAAUACAAUCGCCAACAUCGCGAGGUUAUCCUUGAUAGGCUUAUAUGGAGCACGCAGUUUGAAAACUUUUUGGCCACUAAGUGGACUGCAGCAAAGAGGUUUGGGCUCGAAGGUGGGGAAACUCUGAUUCCAGGGAUGAAGGAAAUGUUUGACAGAGCAGCAGAUCUUGGGGUUGAGAGCAUAGUUAUUGGGAUGUCUCACAGAGGAAGACUUAAUGUUCUGGGUAAUGUUGUUCGAAAGCCACUGCGCCAGAUUUUUAGUGAGUUUAGUGGUGGUACAAGGCCUGUGGAUGAAGUUGGGCUUUACACAGGAACUGGUGAUGUCAAGUAUCACUUGGGAACUUCAUAUGAUCGUCCAACUAGAGGUGGGAAGAGAAUUCAUUUAUCUUUGGUUGCAAACCCUAGUCACUUGGAAGCUGCAGAUCCGGUUGUGGUUGGAAAAACUAGAGCUAAACAAUAUUACUCCAAUGAUGUGGAUAGAACAAAGAACAUGGGCAUUUUGAUUCAUGGGGAUGGGAGCUUUGCAGGACAAGGUGUAGUUUACGAGACACUACAUCUAAGUGCUCUUCCAAACUACACUACUGGUGGGACUAUACACAUUGUGGUGAACAAUCAAGUUGCUUUUACUACUGAUCCAAGAUCAGGGAGAUCUUCUCAGUAUUGUACUGAUGUUGCCAAAGCAUUGGAUGCACCCAUUUUCCAUGUAAAUGGUGAUGAUAUGGAGGCAGUUGUUCGUGCAUGUGAGCUUGCAGCAGAGUGGCGCCAGAAUUUUCAUUCAGAUGUCGUAGUUGAUAUAGUGUGUUACCGUCGUUUUGGUCACAAUGAGAUUGAUGAACCAUCCUUUACACAGCCUAAAAUGUACAAGGUAAUCCGUGAUCAUCCCUCAUCUCUUCAGAUUUACCAGCAGAAACUUUUGGAAUCUGGGCAGGUGACACAGGAAGACAUUGAUAAGAUACACAACAAGGUAAAUAAAAUCUUAAAUGAAGAAUUUUUGGCGAGCAAAGACUAUGUCCCUAAAAAAAGGGAUUGGCUUUCGGCUUAUUGGUCUGGGUUCAAGUCACCUGAACAAGUUUCACGUGUUCGAAAUACUGGGGUCAAACCUGACAUCUUGAAAAAUGUUGGCAAAGCAAUCACAGCUCUUCCAGAUAACUUCAAGCCCCACAGAGCAGUAAAGAAGAUUUUUGAACUGCGUGCACAGAUGAUUGAAACUGGGGAGGGCAUUGACUGGGCUGUUGGGGAAGCACUUGCUUUUGCAACAUUGCUAGUAGAAGGUAACCAUGUUCGGUUGAGUGGUCAAGAUGUUGAAAGGGGUACAUUUAGUCAUCGGCAUGCUGUUGUCCAUGAUCAAGAAUCAGGCGAGCAGUACUGCCCCUUGGAUCAUGUUAUAAUGAACCAAAAUGAGGAGAUGUUCACUGUAAGCAACAGUUCUCUAUCAGAAUUUGGUGUUCUUGGAUUUGAGUUGGGUUACUCAAUGGAAAAUCCCAAUGCUUUGGUAAUGUGGGAAGCUCAAUUUGGUGAUUUUGCUAAUGGAGCUCAAGUGAUCUUUGAUCAGUUUUUGAGUAGUGGGGAGUCAAAAUGGCUGCGUCAAACUGGGCUUGUUUUGUUGCUUCCUCAUGGUUAUGAUGGUCAGGGCCCUGAGCAUUCAAGUGCGCGAUUGGAGCGUUUCCUUCAGAUGAGUGAUGAUAAUCCCUAUGUUAUUCCAGAGAUGGAUCCGACUCUCAGGAAGCAGAUCCAGGAGUGCAAUUGGCAGGUUGUGAAUGUGACAACGCCUGCUAAUUAUUUUCAUGUUCUUCGGCGUCAGAUACACAGGGAAUUUCGUAAACCUCUCAUUGUGAUGUCUCCAAAGAACCUGCUUCGGCACAAAGACUGUAAAUCAAAUCUAUCUGAAUUUGAUGAUGUCCAAGGUCACCCAGGUUUUGACAAACAAGGGACCAGGUUCAAACGCCUUAUAAAGGACCAGAACAAUCACUCUGACCUCGAGGAGGGUAUCAGGCGGUUGAUUCUUUGUUCAGGAAAGGUUUAUUAUGAACUUGAUGAAGAGAGAAGAAAAGUCCAUGGCAGUGACAUUGCAAUCUGCAGGGUUGAACAACUUUGCCCCUUCCCUUAUGAUCUAAUCCAGCGAGAGCUGAAGCGUUACCCAAAUGCUGAGAUUGUUUGGUGCCAGGAAGAGCCAAUGAAUAUGGGUGCAUACAGUUACAUAGCACCCCACCUCUGUACUGCCAUGAAAGUAAUGGACAGGGGAACUAUGGAUGACAUCAAAUACAUUGGCCGAGCUCCUUCUGCUUCUACGGCCACUGGGUUCUUCCAGAUGCACGUGAAAGAACAGACUGAGCUUGUCCAGAAAGCUGUCCAGCCCGAACCCAUCAACUAUCCUUGAUGAAGUCUUUUUAGAGGAUUUAUUGAGAAUUAAUUUGGAAAAAGAAAGAAUAACGAGACAUGGAAGAUCCACGUCGCCUGUUAAAACCCUCCUGGGAAGUUUUCUGUUGAUUAAGGUUUCAUUUCUGCCCUUUUGCUAUUGACAAAAAGUCAAAAACUGAUGAUAUUUGCUCUUUACGCCCUUUACCUUUUGCUAUUGACAAAAACUGAUGAUAUUUGCUCUUUCGGCCUCUUAUGCAAGUUUUUAUGUUAUGGAGGGAAACUGAACAGGGUUUGUAGAUUUGUUUUUUGUUUGCUCUACAUAUAAUAAACAGUUUGUAUCCAUAUCAUAAUUCCAUGUACCUUUCUUCCUCUUUACUACAA